Pseudozyma flocculosa PF-1 is the source of this 2379-nucleotide messenger RNA. RefSeq lists its product as uncharacterized. Gene Ontology annotation, biological process: intracellular monoatomic cation homeostasis. The record is from RefSeq and is a predicted model, not a curated record. Gene Ontology annotation, cellular component: mitochondrial inner membrane. The transcript has a single exon. Gene Ontology annotation, molecular function: ribosome binding; calcium ion binding. Bases 1 to 2379 code for a protein of 792 amino acids. Lineage: Eukaryota; Fungi; Basidiomycota; Ustilaginomycetes; Ustilaginales; Ustilaginaceae.
AUGUCGUCCACGAACGCUGCCGCCUACCUUGGCGGGAGAGGUAUGGCUUGGGCCUCGGGAUCUCUCCUGGCCGCCGCCCGGGCCAGACCCGGCCUGCGCACCCCGGCCAGGCAGAGCGAUGUGCUCGGCAUCUUCGCACCGGCACUGGGCCUGCAGACCGCGUCGGCCACCUACUCGUCCUCGUCGCUCUACUCGGCCCACACGGCGCGGCGCAAGCCGGCCUCGCUCACCUUGACCCACAGGCGGGUGACGCGCUACCACAGCACCGAGACGCAGACACAACGCUCGACAUCGUCGGCCCCGCCGCCCUUUUCCUCGUCGGGCUCGCCGCCGUCGGCUUCACCUUUGCAGCCAAAGAAGGACCCCUCGGACCCGUCCGCAGCCAAGCAGCCGUCUUCGACGACGGCGGCGGCGGCAUCCGAUGCGACGGUCAAGGCGGCACAGCCGGUCUCGGGCAACACGGCCGCCGAGCUGGGGUCGAGCUGCAACCAGGUGGCGGCGUCGCAGAGUGCGCUGGCGGAAAAGCAAAAGGAGCAGGCCGAGCUCGAGGCGCACAAGCCGCAGCAGUCCAAGGUCAAGCGGGUGUGGGCCAAGGUCAAGGAGGAGGCGCUCCACUACUGGCACGGCAGCAAGCUGCUCGCAAAGGAGGUCCGCAUCUCGAGCCGCCUGCUGCGACGCCUGAUGCUCGGAUACAGCCUCACGCGCAGGGAGCACCGCCAGCUCAAGCGCACCAUGGCCGACCUGCUGCGCCUGAUCCCGUUCAUCCCCUUUGUCGUCAUCCCCGCCGGAGAGCUGCUGCUGCCCGUCGCCAUCAAGAUCUUUCCCAACAUGCUGCCCAGCACCUUUGAGAGCAAGUUUGCCGCAGAGGAGAAGCGGCGCGGCCUGAUCAAGGUGCGGCUCCAGAUGGCCAAGUUCCUCCAGGAGACGAUCCGCGAGGGCGGCCUGCAGGCCACGGACAAGGUGCAGACAUCCGAGGAGUUCAAGGAGUUCUUCCGCAAGGUGCGCUCCACGGGCGAGUCGCCGUCGGACGAGGACAUCAUCAAGGUGGCCAAGCUGUUCGAGGACGACCUCACCCUCGACAACCUCAGCCGGCCGCAGCUGGUCAGCAUGUGCCGCUACAUGCAGAUCAACGCCUUUGGCACCGACAACUACCUCCGCUACCAGAUUCGGCACAAGCUGACCCGCAUCCGCCAGGACGACCUCGUGAUCGCGUCCGAGGGCGUGUCGUCGAUGUCGCAGCACGAGCUCAUCAGCGCCUGCCAGAACCGCGGCAUCCAGACCACCAACCUGUCCGAGGACCGGCUGCGCCAGGAGCUGGGCCAGUGGAUCGACCUCCACCUUCACCAGAAGAUCAGCGGCAUCCUGCUCAUCCUCAGCAAGGCGUUCAACUACGUCGCCCAGGGCUCCAACGACGGCGCCGCGUCGCACCUCAAGUCGCUCGAGCUGACGCUCAGCAGCCUGCCGGACAACCUGCUCAACGAGGCCGAGCUCAACGUCAACAAGGAGGGCGCCACCAACAAGCAGAGGCUCGAGGUGCUCCAGCAGCAGGAGGAGCUCAUCGAGGACGAGGCCGAGCAGGAGCAGGAGGAGGCAGCGGCCAGGGAGGCGGACAGGGAGAAGAAGAACGCCGAAAAGGCGCGCCUGGCGCGCGAGGAGCAGGAGGCGCGCGCGCUCCUGCCCGAGGCCGAGACGAGCAAGGAGGCCGCCGAGGACGCCAGGAUGACCAACGAGCAGCUCAUGGAGCUCGGCGAGGCGCUCAGCAUCCUCAGCGCCAAGUCGAGCGUGCUCAAGGAGCGCGAGGAGCUGGCGCGCCUCAUCGAAGAGGUCAACAGCGGCGAGCAGCAGCACGAGGCUGCCGACAGCGCCAGCGCCAGCGACAAGGACAGCGCGGCCGCGUCCGCGGCGUCCGCGGCGUCCGCGGCGUCGGCUUCGUCGUCCGGCUCCUCGGCCGAGGCCAGCAGCUCCAGCUCCAGCUCGACGUCGUCGUCGACCCGCUCGAUGUCGAAGCGCAUCAAGUCGAUGCUGGAAAAGAUCGACAACCAGCUCGAGGAGUACGAUCGAGACGUCGGCAGCCGGAUGCACAUCAUCGAGGCGUCUCCGACGGGCAAGAUCAGCGUCGACGACCUGGAGCAGGCGCUGCGCCUGAUCAAGCACAAGCCCGACGACGAGGUGCUCGAGAAGCUGGUCGACAAGCUCGACGUCGACCACGACGGCCUCGUCCCGCUCGACGACGUCCUCGAGCUGGCGCGCGCCGAGACCGGGCUGGGCAUCCUCCGCGACGAGACGGUCAAGGACAUCCACCAGCAGGGCAAGGAGCUGCGCGUCAAGGGCAUCAGCAGCAGCCCCAAGCCCAAGAAGAGCGACAUCGUCGAAGAGUAG